Oncorhynchus gorbuscha (pink salmon) is the source of this 1736-nucleotide messenger RNA. RefSeq names its product high affinity immunoglobulin gamma Fc receptor I-like. Gene Ontology annotation, molecular function: transmembrane signaling receptor activity. The transcript is spliced from 5 exons. Gene Ontology annotation, biological process: cell surface receptor signaling pathway. The record is from RefSeq and is a predicted model, not a curated record. The coding region runs from base 78 to 1007 and encodes 309 amino acids. Lineage: Eukaryota; Metazoa; Chordata; Actinopteri; Salmoniformes; Salmonidae.
UAGUCUCAUUUCCCCUGACAAUAUAUAAAGAUUGUACUGUAGUUAUCCCCAUCAGAAGCACAAACAGAACACUCAACAUGAAGCUCUUACUCAGCCUCCUUGUUGUUUCAACACUACCUCAAUUGGCUGAGCUACAAGUCCUCCCCACCAGUGCUCCGCAGACAGCCGUGGCUGAGCUAGUCAAGGGCUUACCCUGGAUCUUCUCAGGGGAGAGCGUGCAUCUGAAGUGCAGUGUUCCUGGGAAUGUGUCGGCCGAGUGGAGGUACCGGUGGUUCAGGGGGGGCGAGGAGCUCCAGGAGUCUGAAUACUUUGUCCUCUGGAAGGCCAGGCCACAGCAGAGUGGGAAGUACUACUGCCAGGGCCUAAGAACCACAUGGAUAAACACACAACACACCCUCCACAGCCUGCCUAUAGCAAUAGAGGUGGACGGUGGGUGGGCCAUCCUGCAGGCCCCGCCCCUGCCCAUGCUGGUUGGAGAGACAAUGACCCUGACGUGUCGUGUCCGUAACAACCCCAAACUGACAGAGGUCAUACUCUACAAAGAUGGGGUGGAGCUUCAGAUACAGCGUGGCCCAGAGCUGUGUGUCACCAACCUUACCCUGCAACACCACGGAUCCUAUUGGUGCAGAGCAUCCUGGGAUGGAAGGAGGGAAACCAACUCUGUAAUCUCAAUGGCUGCUCCAGUGUCCAUCAUAGAGGUUCUGACAGAGCCCAUGUUGGAGAUUGUGCCCAAUGACCCUCUGAUCCAAAAAGACCGUAUGCUCCUGGUGUGUCACGUUCAACUGAACGCCCGUCAGCCGAUUCCACACAUCCACUACUACUUCUACCAGGACGGGCUGAGUCUCGGGCCUGCCUCUUCCCAGGACAAAGUCACAGUACUGAGGGACUCAGGCCAGUACUGGUGCAAAGCCAGCGUUCCUACUCUGGGCCUGAAGAGGCUCAGCGAGCCCUUAGGUUAUGGGCGAGUGACAAGUAAACACUCAGAACACAUGAGAAACCAGAAAUGAAUAGUAGUCCCCCUUUAGGAUGCGUCAUAAUGUUGACCAGUGGCGUCAGUUCAGUUAAACCUAGGUUAUGGCAGGGUGGGGGGGACUGCUUCUCUCUGAACAAUGCUCCGCAUGGUCCUAAAGCCAGCCAAUCAACAUGCUAAACAGCCGUUGCAUUUUAAUUGGGAUUGGAAGGAUUUUAGUCUACUUUUUUGUAGCCUACUUUUAUAUUUUGGGUCUUGAGCUAGGAUACGGCGACUGCCAUACCCUGACAUUCCCAACUGACGCCCUGAUGCUGACUGUGUUACCAGGGAAACAUCAGGGACCAGUUGUCUCUCUCCAGCCCAGAGCUCCAACUCCCCAGACCACCACCUCUAUCUAGCCUUCUAAGCCCCCUACCUUCCCCGAUGCAGCCAGUGAUUCUCCAAACACACUGUCCUGUGAUGUUGUUGUUUCAGAUGACGGGACAAUGGUGUGGAGGGACUUCUUUUGAACAAUACCAGAUCAAUGUACAUUAUCACUAUCAGUUUCAUAAUUAGACCCCUUUGAACCAAUUUAGUUGCAUCUCCAGUUUACCCAUUCAUAUGCCUCCAGAAUGUACUUGUGUUUUAUAACAUUCCUUAUCUAAAUGAAUUAAUUAAUUACUCAUUAAUAUAAUGUUAUUUGUCUUUUAAGUUGUGAAUGAAACAAUGAAUUGUAUUUGCACUGUUGAUUGUAAACUCAAUCCAAAUAAAUCCAGUCAAAGUCAAA